Molecule: messenger RNA, 2429 nt
Organism: Athalia rosae (coleseed sawfly)
Lineage: Eukaryota; Metazoa; Arthropoda; Insecta; Hymenoptera; Athaliidae
Gene: Mlf
Product: myeloid leukemia factor
Exons: 6
Coding region: 233-1180 (315 amino acids)
Biological process (GO): regulation of DNA-templated transcription
Cellular component (GO): nucleus; cytoplasm
Source: RefSeq, a predicted model, not a curated record
UCCGGUUAGCUUACCGUAUUUCUGCUUGUUUCGUGCGUCGCGAACUUUCUACAAGUUAGAAGUUUUCACUCGCUUAGAAAGACUAGCGUAUUUGUCGUUGAAUCUUCAUCGAAUAAAACACGAUUCUUGUUUUCUGUCGUCGAGCUUGUGAUACUCCUUCGAGUGAGAAUAAUCCGAGGAGUAAAGCAGAGAAGAAUUUAACUUGAUCUGGUUCAGGCAUAUCAUAUCUCCGAUGUCUCUUUUUGGUUCACUGAUGGGUGAUUUUGAAGAUGAUCCUGUGAUUGGAAGUCACAUGCGAUCCAUGAGAUACAUGAUGAACAACAUGACGAACUCGCUAUUCAGUGACCCUUUUGGCAUGAUGGGUGGACCACCAGCACUUACUGCUCCAAAUCAUCGAGGCAACCCUCGUCACAAUGAAAUGCAGAUGAUACCCUUUGGUUUCCCUCCUAUGCCUGCUUUUAACAUGAACAGGGUCUUUACAGACUUUGGAAAUAUGGCCCCAAACAAUGGAAAUUGUCACUCUUUCAUGAGUCGUUCUGUCAUGACCAUGACCAGUGGUCCUGACGGUAGGCCACAAGUUUACCAGGCAUCAUCAUCAACCAGAACAGCACCUGGUGGUGUGAAGGAAACUAAAAAAACCGUUUGUGACUCUCGCACCGGCACUAAAAAAAUGGCAAUUGGACACCAUAUCGGUGAAAGGGCUCAUAUCUAUGAACGAGAACACAACCUUCAUAGUGGCGAACAAGAGGAACGUCAAGAAUUCAUUAAUCUCGAGGAAGAAGAAGCUGACGAGUUUAACAAUGAAUGGGAAACACGCACAAGGCACGCAGUUGGUGCUGUGGAUUAUGAUACGCGUGGAACACCUGGCCAUACUUCUUCUCGACACAGGACCCGUCCUGAGCACAGCCCCCUGGCACUUCCGGCACCAGCAGCAAGCAGACUAUCUAGUCGCUCGAGGUGGGCACCUUCUCCGAGGCGAGGUUUGAGAACCUCGAGUAAUCCAAAGUCCAGCAGUUUGUUGUCAACAUCACGCACUGAUACGUCAGAAACUACAACAAAUGCUACUGUUACACAACCUCCGGCAAAUUUACCUGCUGGUUCAGGAAGUCGCAAGCGCGAUCGUAGCCCAGAGAUUGAAAGCAGUAACAAACGACACUCCAAACCUGAUUCCGAUGUUUGAAGAAUCUGCUCCAUAGGGUUCAUGUCAUAGCUCAUUUUAUUUCUGUAGCAAGAUCUCGGUAUGUUUCACUAUUUAUUUCAAUCUUUUGCAAUCGUGCAAUAAAAUAUUGGUAUUACUUUCAUCUUACUAACAACUUUCAAAUUGAAUUACCGGCUAACCAGGAACCGAGCACAAGUUUGGUUUAUUGUACAGCAUGUUGUACUAAUAAAUUAACCAGAUUUACAUACGUAGAUUACAUUUAUACUGAUUUCACUUAGUGUCGAAAGAAAAGAAAGUUUUACCAGGCACAGUAUUAAAUUCUAAUUAUGUAUUACCGAGAUUUUGCUGUAUUAUAUCGUAAGCUGUACGAUACUGUCCCACGCAUUUCAAUAAUCUCGAUGUUAUAAUUAAAAUAAUUCUAAAUCGAAGGCUUAAGAGCUGUUAGUAUUUAUAUUGGUCGAGAACAUUAGCUUAACAGUGUUGUUGCGUUUUCACUCACCGAGCCCUAUUUUCUUUUGGGACACGACUCCAAUCAGGCUUAUAGGUCAGAGAUUGUGAAAAUGAAUCUUCAUAAAGUACAAUAUAGUUUUUUAAUUCGCUAUGUGAGUUUCUGAAUGUUGUUCUUCAGUUGUUUGAACACGAUGCGAUUCAAGCACAAUAAUCGCCUCUGGGGUUUAAGAGUAGCUAUUAGUUCUACAACUUAUAAGGAAAUCAAACGAAUAUAUUUAUAUUUAUAUUUUUUUUCGGUUAAACUGAAUAGCUAUUGCUAAUUUGGAUGCAAAACUUUACGCUGCGAGUAGUUCCAUACUUUCUGACGUGAUCUUUGCAUAUUUUUUUUCUUAUCUAAAAUAGAUAGAAAUUGAUCGGUCACCUGUUUUUUUCUAAAUACUGAUGCAUGAGAUGGAAUGACAUUUAUUCACGAACAAAGCAUGUGUAGCAGAGCUCGGCUUAUCUGUAAAGGGACUGUAGUUUAAAGAUUAGAGAUUCUACUGCAUAAUUGAGAUAUAUCGUAGGUUGUAAUAUAAUUAUAAUUAAUCACGUAGAUACUUGUAGAUCGAUUGGAAGGGACAAAAAAAUAAGGAUAUAUUUUGGGACAGGAUCUUUCGUUAUGCUGAAAUAAUCACACAUUUCACUUGUUAAAGUGCUUACUUUCUUGAUUUAUUCGAACUGAACCAAGCAGAGAAAUCUGUCAUUACAUAAUUUAGCAUAGUUACUGACAAAGCAAAAUUGUAAAGUGUGGUAUAAAAUAAAUAUAAUAUCGUACCCCAUA